GUAGUCAUCUUGUCACUUUUCCCCAUCUUCUUGGACAGCAGUUCGCCCGUCCAAGUUCACGAAAGCUUUAGUAACCCCGACGAUUCAGGAAUCUCCAAAGACGACCCUUCACCUACAACCUCCCUAGGACAGGUGCGACGCCCGGCCGACCGAAGAUGCCGCCGAGAAUGCUGAGCCAUGACGCCUACAGAGUGGGAUGGAUCUGUCCGUUGCAGGUGGAACAGAUCGCGGCGAUGCUGAUGCUGGACGAGGAGCACGAAUCUCUACCGCAGUUGCCCGCGGAUCACAACGUCUACAAGCUUGGCAGCAUCAACAACCACAAUGUCGUUAUCGCAGGUCUCCACCAGCCGGGUAACUGCCCCGCAGCCACUGUCGUCGCCCAGAUGAGGAUGACAUUCCCGAACCUCAGGUAUGGCCUAUUGGUUGGUAUUGGCGGCGGAGUGCCGGUAGAGACGGAUUACGGGACGAUCCGGUUAGGUCAUGUGGUGGUCAGUAAACCGACGAGCAUACACUCUGGUGCAGUACAAUAUGACCAUGGAAGAGCGAGGGCGGGCGACUUUGAGCGGACAGGCGCCCUCGCGCCGCCGCCGGCAGCCCUCCUGAACGCUGCACAAUCCCUGGCAGUGCAGCGAGCAAUGGUGGACUGCGAUCCCGUUUGGGAGGAUACGCAGAGAAUGCAAACGAGCCGUCGAAGUCUUCCACGCUUCAAGUUUCCCGGUGUCGCGAACGAUCAUCUUUACCAAUCAGACUACAUACAUCAGCGGGCGGGGGCAUCUUGCGAAGAAGGUGGAUGUGACCCGGGGCAGCGCAUUGAGAGACCUAUUGACGAUGGUGACGAGUCUUUUGUCGUUGUACACCGAGGGACGAUCGCGUCUGGGGAGUUGGUGGUGAAGGAUGCUGAGCUGAGAGAUCGCUUAGCGCAGCAGUAUGGGCUGCUAUGCUUCGAGAUGGAGGCGGCAGGAGCGCUUGCCGAUUUCCCAUGCAUUGUUAUCCGUGGCAUCUCCGACUAAUGCGACUCCCACAAGAACGACCGGUGGCAUGGGUACGCGGCUGCGGUAGCGGCCGCAUAUGCGAGGCGGUUGUUCUUUCACAUGCCAAUCGAAGUCGCGCAAAGACCGCAACGGGAUCCGGCUGCGUCGGGUGAGGAGACCGGUCCACAAGAUGGGCAGUACGGGCAAGGUGCACUCCCUUACAAUGUCCGCCAAAGCAUACGAAGCCAAUACGAAUCCAAGAAAUCUGAAGUGGAAAAUGAC
Messenger RNA from Microdochium trichocladiopsis, 1253 nucleotides. RefSeq names its product ankyrin repeat protein. Bases 156 to 1010 code for a protein of 284 amino acids. NCBI's taxonomy places the organism in Eukaryota, Fungi, Ascomycota, Sordariomycetes, Xylariales, Microdochiaceae. Gene Ontology annotation, molecular function: catalytic activity. Gene Ontology annotation, biological process: nucleoside metabolic process. The transcript is spliced from 2 exons. The record is from RefSeq and is a predicted model, not a curated record.